GUUGUUUUUGUAUGAAUUUUCCGUCUAGUUGGUUGUUAGGGUUAAGGUGUAGCGUGGGAUGUUUACGUUUUUUGUUUUUUACACUGAUUAUUUCUACACCAUAUCACUUUUGGGAAUAUCGAGUUAAAUGUCCAAACCCAAUACUGAAGAAAAACCUGAAAGACCAACAUUCUCUUAAGAUUGGGUCAAUCUGUGUUACGGUUGAGAGUUUACAAAGAGAAUGGGGAAGUACUACAGAGGCCUCACCACGCCAGUAGCUUUAAAGAAAUUACAUGAUGAUAUGAAAAAUGAAUUGGAGAGAUGGAAGCAUCAAUGUACAAGUAAACAAGGAGUAAGAAAGUGGUUGAUUGAUGCUUAUCACCAUACUUCUGCUUAUUCAACAUUUCGUUGGCCUAGUGCUGCACUUCUUGCUUUUGGGGCUAUAAUAUUUUUGGUCUGUUAUGGACUAAGUGGCACAACAAGGUCUUUUACACUGGUAAUUGAGAGCUUCUUCCUUCUCUUACUUCUUGUAACGAACACAUAUCUUGUUGGAUGGGAUGCAAUGCUGAGACAGCGAGAAAUGCUGACCAAAGGAGAAACUUUGCUGGCUGCUAUAAGAGAAUGUAUGGAGAAACAGAAGUGGACAGCAAAGAACUAUCCUCACCUUCAUAUGCCCCAGUCUCCUUGUAUUUCUCUUCAGUGGACACAUCGUGAUGGUCAACUAGUCAACUUACCAUGUUGUCUACUGGUGGCUGGAGACGUCGUUACCCUGAGACCUGGUCACCAUGCUCCUGCCCAUUGUUGCUGUGUAGAGGAGGAAUUAGAGACAGUUGAGUUAUCAGCAGGAGAAAUUUAUGCUCCAGCUACCCAGGACAAUCCUGAAGUUUUGACCACUGCCCGUCUUCGAGCUCCAUUACCCCCAGCAAAAUUUCAGGUUCUAGAAACACCAUAUGCUGCAAUAUUGAGGGGAGCCUUAGAAGAGUCGCUUGAUCGGCCAGUAUCUUUCUUCAACAAGGAACGGCAUGGUGUGGUAUUAUGGUACCUAGAAGCUGUGAUAAUUCCAUGUGUCCUUCUUUUGACAGUUGUGGUAAAAGUCUUGUCUUGUGUCUACUUGGAACGUGACAUGAUUCGAUGGCCAGAAAUAAUUUUGCUACACCCUGUUGUAGCAAUUCUUCCACUCCUACCAGUUACUCUACCUGUAUGCUGGCUUCUCCUGAACUGUAGUGGCACAUCCAGGUUGUUUACCAUGGUUCAGUUGUCUAAAUCACUUCAGCCUAAGCCUAAAGAACUGGAUCCCUUUGAAGAGACAGAAGACGUUCCCCCACCCAUGAGUAACCAUUCUCCACACUGGAGUGAGCUGUUGAGUAAUGGAGUGGACCUCUUACUGGGCAGGAAAGGUCACUUAUGGCGUUCAGCCAACCUGCUGCAGGUGUUAGGAAGCAUCACGGCACUUUGUUGUAUAGACAAGAAAGGAAUUCUUUCUUGGCCUAACCCCACAGCAGAGAAAGUUUUCUUCUUGAAAUCCUUCCACCCACAAAAAGAUAUGGAAGACAAGACCUAUUUUUCUAGUACCUCUAUUGAUGGUGAAGUUCUUGGUGGUGUUGUAGAGCCUCCUGGUGAUGAGAAUGUAGCCUCCACCCCAGAGUACCGUCAUUUAUCUGAAUCAAGUAUGGAGCAGGAACUAAAAGAACAACACAUGUAUCAUCCUGGAAACACUGUUGAAGUUCUUGAUCUCACCCAUAAUGCUAAUAGUGCUUUUGGCCUUGAAUUUGAUGACCCAAAGUGGAAAAUUUACAUAACAAAUCUGAAACCUUUGGGUUUAGGAAUCCUGUUGAAUACUUGUAAUCCUGAUGCUCAGGAACAUUAUUCCCAUUUUUGUGAUCACAUUGCCUGUGAAUCUCUCAACAAUUCGGCAGCUGUGCCAGUUGUCAACAAAAGGCUACCAUUUAGUGAUUAUUGUAGGUGUCUCUGUGAACUAGCCAGUCAGAUAGGAUUCACUGAAGGAGCUACUAAUGUUUAUCAACUGCAGCAGCAACUUGCAGUCUUCAGACAUGUGAGGCCAGAAGUUAUACAGAAAGGAAGAUUAGCAAGAUCUUUGAACUUUCCUCGGCUCAAAAUGCCAUUUCCGAACAUGGCUUGUGCUGUCGUGAGGGACCUUCAUUCAGGUUCCUACCAGCUGUUUUCACAGGGAACGGCUGAUCUGCUGCUGGAUGCAUGUUCUGAAUACUGGGAUGGUAGAGAUCUUUGUAUCCUUAUGGAAUCAGACAGGAAACGUAUUCUAGAUUUUUACCAGCGGUCAAGCCUGACUGCAUACUGUAUGGCCUUUGCUUACAGCCCACUCAGUCAAUUAACAAGCAGCAAAUUUGAUGAAGUAUAUGUUGAACUUCCACCAGACAGUAGUCAUCUUUUUCCAUCUGUGAAAAAUCGUAAUACAAUCAGGAUCUGGGACAUACAGUCUGUGGAGGGAGUUGGUAAACCACUAGUCAAUCACUUCCUGAGCACUGAUUCUUUAUUCCUCAAGAGUCAUCAGGAAGAACACUCCUCAAGUGAUGCAGCAACUUGUCUCCAGCAGCUGAGCAAUGAAGUUUUUAUUGGCAUGGUAACCAUGCAGUAUCAAGCUUGUCCUGAUUUUGUGCAACUUAUUGAACAGUUAGACAAAGCGUGCAUCAGGUUUGUCCAUUUCUCUAAAGAAAAUGAACUUCGAAGUCGGGUGUUUUCAGAGAAAAUGGGACUCGAAUCUGGCUGGAAUUGCCAUAUUUCUCUUUUCAGUGAGCGAUGUAGAUCAGAGAGUGGUGACUCUUCCUGUCAACAGAUGGCAUCAGCUUCAACACUUCGUUGCAAAAUUGCAUCGAGAGAAACAGUUGAAGAAAAUGGAAGGGAAUCAAAGAUAUCAAAACCAGCUCAUCGGUGUGCAAGUGCUCCAAGCCUUGUAAAUCUGGAGCUGUCAACAGUCAAGUUUCAGGAAGAGAACAGCAUGUACUCUGAUUGGCAAGGCUCAGUCUCAGGAUCACUUGAUUACAGAUUACAUCGACUAAGUAACCAUCUACAGAAUGAAAAAGAUGAAGAGGAUGAGGAAGAAGAGUGUACUGAAACAGAUCCUUUAAACAGGCCUAAAACUGAAGUUGACAUAUUCCUACAUGAAACUGAAGAUGAAGACUUGGGAAUUAGUGGAGUUGACUUGUCACCACAACAUAGUCACAUGACUGAAAGCACUGAGCAAAGUGCCCCAUUAACCUUUGACAUGUCAAAUAGAGCUAAACUCCCAAAAGGGAUUGAGAACAUUCGACCACACAUCGAGCGUGUGGACAAUGUUCCAUUGUUAGUAUCUCUCUUCACUGACUGCACAGCAGAAGCUACACGAGAGAUGAUAAAGAUAAUGCAGGAAUAUGGAGAGGUAGUUUGCUGUAUUGGAAGUUCUGCUAGUGUUCACAACAUGCCUGUCUUCCUGCAGGCUGAUGUCAGUAUUGGAAUUGAGCCUCUGUAUCCCCAGUUGUGCAUGAGGCAAACUCGCUUUGAAAAGCAACAGAAUACAAAUUGGAUAAGUCCCACUGGCCUUAGUCACCACCUGAACACACUCCCUUGCACCAUCACCUACUCUCGAGAGGAUCCUGUCAGUUUAUUCCAUGUUAUAAUGGAGGCUCGACAUUUUAUGGCAGAGAUGAGGAACAGUUUUCAGUUUAUGUUGUGCUGCUGUCUCAGCCUGGCACUGACAGAGCUGUUAGGAGCUCUCUUCUUUCUGCCCCUUCCACUUCCUCCUGGACACAUCCUCUGGUUACAGUGUCUGAUCAUUCCUUUGUUAAGUUUCUCAUUGUUGGGUCUACCUGUAGAUCCCCAUGUUAUGACCAUAGCCACUGGAAAAAACCUCAAAGUUGUUAGCAAACAGGGGUAUCUAAAUGUUUACCAAAGAAAGAAUUUGGGAUCUGACAGUGUCUUAUGGCAGUCUUAUCUAAUCCUUAGUCAGAAUAUUCUGACAUUCUUGUUGGUGUUUUAUUUUGUUGUGAUCUCCAUUGGCUUUGUCCACCGUUCUCACCUUCUUCAUGAACGAAACCCUUUUUUAAACAAGUGUUGGAUAUCAGUUUCAAUCCUAGUACUUUUACUACAAUUUAUAUUUUGUAUCCUUAACGUGGCACUGAAUACUCAUGAAGAUGUAAAGCCCCAACAGGUGGCACUACUUGUUCCUUCAUAUGGCUGGAUUGUUGGGUUGGUUUGGCCAUUAGUUUUAUUACCAGUGAAUGAAAUAGUUAAAAGACAUGAAAUCAAGGUGAAUGUUAGACAGCAAAAACGAGCUAGGUUGGAAUUUGGGACCAAAUUAGGCAUGAACUCUCCCUUCUGAAGA
Messenger RNA from Limulus polyphemus (Atlantic horseshoe crab), 4315 nucleotides. Its product is annotated as transmembrane protein 94-like. The transcript has 30 exons. Gene Ontology annotation, molecular function: nucleotide binding. The record is from RefSeq and is a predicted model, not a curated record. Lineage: Eukaryota; Metazoa; Arthropoda; Merostomata; Xiphosura; Limulidae. The coding region runs from base 221 to 4312 and encodes 1363 amino acids.